AUGUCAUCUGUAACAGCACCUUCACAGGUAUUAGCGUCAUCAGCUUUACCUCCUCUAUCACCACCACAUAAUAAUAACAGUACUAGUACACCUAUCAUCAAUAGCACUCCUAGUAGUAGCAGUAGUAAUAAUAAUAAUGGAUAUGAAUUCAAGGUUAUAUUUUCAAAGCCAGAUGUAUCGAUUUAUCCAGCUGAAGUUGAUAGUAAAGGUAUAGAGGGUGUUAUUACACUGUACUAUAGUUAUGAUACACCUUCAUCGAUGAUGUUGAGUUCAUCAUCUGCAUCAUCAUUUUCAUCUUCUUCUCUGUUGUCACAAAGCAUUGGAAUGCAACCAUGUUCACCUGGUGAUAAAAGUUUGAUUCUCUCAUGGACUCCUAAUAAACAAUCAACAAACUUUGAAACUAGUAGUAGUUUGGAUAAUAUGUUACCUUCAUCUACAUCUAAUAUCAAAGAUCCUUCUUCUUCUUCUUCAUCUUCAUCAUCCUCAUCUUCUUCUUCUUCAUCCUCUAAUCCUUUAAAAAGAUCGCAACCAAUAUCAAUCAAUAAGAAUGGUCUUUCAAAUAGUAAUGAUGGUGGUGGUUCGAGUAAUCCAUACCAACAAUUGAAAAUCAAUGUACGUGAAGUACACUCAAUCAAAAAGUAUACACCUACUAUUGGAACACCCUAUGUCAUUGUAUUGAGCAAGAAUGGAACUGCAUUCCCACCAUUCUUUUUUGAGAAUGGAGGUGUUAGAGAGUUCUUAAAAUCUCUAGUCUCUGUAUCAAAUCUUAGAAAAUCAAACUAUGAUACCAAUUUGUAUAUUAAUGAUGAUGGAGUAGUAUCUACAAUUUAUAGUAAUAGUCUUAAAAAGAAUGAAAUACCAAUAUCGACGAAAAGAAUUGAAGGUCAUUUACACAGUACAACACUUCAUGAUCCAAACCAUGAUACCAUUACAGUUACAUCUAGUAUUAAUGCAAGUGGAGCAAUGCGUCCAACAUCACCAUUACCAUCACCGUCGGCAACACCAAAAGGUGGAUCAUUUCUCAAUAUUGCACACUCACCAUCUACCAAUCCUGGCCUUUCAUUGUCUCCAAAAACACCUCUAUCUCUGUCAACAAUGAUCGAACGUGAUGAUGCCAUAUCUCCAACCGCCCAACUAUCCACAUCUCCAUCAAGUGGUAUCAUUCAUCAUCAUCAAUCAUCAUCAGAUAGUCAUCAUAAUCAUUCUCAUCACAAGGAUAGAGAUCACAAACAAAAACGUUUAACCAAAGAAAUGUCAUCAAAUAAUAUUCUCUUGGAAGGGUUUGCAAAGGUUUCCAAUUUUGCAAAAAAUGCUAGAUCAAAUAUAUUUGAAGAACCAGCAAAGAAAAUUGAUAAUACAUUUAGAUCAUUAACACAAUCCUUGGGAUCAAGAAAAACAUCACCUCAACAUAGUAAUAAUGAAAGUUUAAAUUCAUCAUUAAAUUCAUCUACCGAUUAUUUUACACCAUUUAACUUGUCAGCAUCUGGGUUUAUUGAAGAUUUGUCAGUUAAUAGAAAGGAAUGUAAUCCAUUGUCGGCCAAUGAAUGGUAUAGCUAUUUUGACGAGGAAGGAAGAAUUAGUAUGUCCAAUCAACAGAUUCUAAGGAAAAAGAUAUUUUAUGGAGGUAUUCAAGAAUCGAUCAGGCCAGAGGUAUGGCCAUUCCUAUUGGAUUGUUAUCCAUUUGAUUCUACUCAUUCGGCACGUGAAGCUAUUAAAUACGAACGAACACGUGAAUAUAUGGCAAUCAAGAAACAAUGGCAAUCCAUAUCACCAGAACAAGAAAAAAGAUUCUCUAAAUUCCGUUCUAGAAGACAUUUGAUUGAAAAGGAUGUCAUUCGUACCGACAGACUAAACCCACUCUUUUUAGGCGACGACAAUCCCAAUCUACAAACCAUCCAAGAUAUUCUUCUCACCUAUUCAUUCUUUAAUUUUGAUAUUGGUUAUGUUCAAGGUAUGAGCGAUCUAUUGACCAUCAUCUUUUCAGUCAUUCAAAAGGAAGUAGAUACAUUUUGGUGUUUUGUUGGAUUAAUGGAUCGUCUUGAAAGUAAUUUCCAUAAAGAUCAAAAUGGAAUGCAUUCUCAAUUGGUAACAUUAUCAAAAUUAUUAAAAUAUAUGGAUCCUGAUUUAUAUAGUCAUUUUGAAUUAAUUGAUGGAACUAAUAUGUAUUGUUUCUUCCAAUCAAUUUUAAUUUGUUUUAAAAGAGAAUUUUUGUUUGAUGAUGUAAAAAGUUUAUGGGAGAUAUUAUGGAGUAAUUAUUUAACUAAAAAUUUACCAAUAUUUAUGUGUAUGGCAAUAUUGUUAAAGGAUAGAUCGACGAUUGUGGAGGAUAAUUUGGCACUUGACCAAAUCAUUAAAUUUGUUCACAUGAAGGCCGGAAAGAUGGAUUUGGAUGAAAUAUUAGUAUUUUGCGAAUCGGUUGUUACCUAUUUCGUUGCAAAGGUGUCUGGGGGAUCCACAGAGAAUGUUCAAUACCUCGACCAAUCACUUCGAACUCUAUGUGAAAAAUGUGAAAUGGAAUCAAUCUUAACUCAACAGGGGUGGGGAUGUAAUAUAAUAUCGCCAACCCAACAACAGCAACAACAACAAGGAGUAGGGACAAGAAAAAGAAUGAUGAUAAUUAAGUGUGAUUGCAUUGUUGCCAGGGAUGGAAAGACACGCGCAUCAUAA
This is a messenger RNA of Cavenderia fasciculata, 2667 nucleotides long. RefSeq names its product RabGAP/TBC domain-containing protein. Gene Ontology annotation, biological process: activation of GTPase activity. Lineage: Eukaryota; Evosea; Eumycetozoa; Acytosteliales; Cavenderiaceae. Gene Ontology annotation, molecular function: GTPase activator activity. The record is from RefSeq and is a predicted model, not a curated record. The transcript is spliced from 7 exons. Bases 1 to 2667 code for a protein of 888 amino acids.